AUGCCUUCCAAAACCCAGAAGUCGCUUGGAACCCUCAUGGCCUAUAUCAAGCAGUCGAAAAGUCGCCGCACUAUGAUUUUGCGUGGGGUAGGUGAAGCGGGUCACCGAGGCGCCCCGGCGCGUGGGGGAAAUCACGAUGCAAAAAUCGGAAGCCGCAUCGAUCUUGGAGAAAUUAUCAAGAAAGGUGGCAAGGAAUUUCGACGGUACAAGUUCCAGCUCAAUUUGAAUGCGGAAGACUCCACGCUCAAGAAAAAGGCAGCCCAAGAUCCCCACAAGGUUUACUCGAAUGCAGAUGUGGAGAUGAAAGCAGAUAGGACCGAGGAGGAAGAACAGCAGGCGAUGCGGGACUUUGAGGAAGAAAUGCUGAAAAACUUAAAAGAAUAG
Histoplasma mississippiense is the source of this 384-nucleotide messenger RNA. RefSeq lists its product as hypothetical. Lineage: Eukaryota; Fungi; Ascomycota; Eurotiomycetes; Onygenales; Ajellomycetaceae. The coding region runs from base 1 to 384 and encodes 127 amino acids. The record is from RefSeq and is a predicted model, not a curated record. The transcript has a single exon.